CCGGGACCUGCCGAGGGGCGUUCUCCCGAGGGCCGCCGGCGCCGGCCGCAGUGACAGGGCCGCUCGCCCGGCGCCCCCGCCCCGCUCCCGGCGCCGCGUCCGCUUGCGGCCUCCGCGACCUGCAGACCCAACAUGGCGCAGGAGGUGUCGGAGUACCUGGGCCAGAACCCGCGGGCGGCCGCCUGGGUGGAGGCGCUGCGCGGCGACGGCGAGACGGACAAACACUGGCGCCACCGCCGGGAGUUCCUGCUCCGCAAUGCCGGGGACCUGGCCCCCGCCGGCGGCGAGGCGCCCGCGACCCCCACGACCGCGGAGGAAGCUGCCGACGCCGAGAGCGGCCCCCGCCGGCGGCAGCUGCAGCAGCUCAUCUCCUUCUCCAUGGCCUGGGCCAACCACGUCUUCCUCGGGUGCCGGUACCCCCCAAAAGUUAUGGACAAAAUACUUAGUAUGGCCGAAGGCAUCAAAGUGACAGAUGCUCCAAUCCAUACCACACGAGACGAACUGGUUGCCAAGGUGAAGAAAAGAGGGAUAUCAAGUAGCAAUGAAGGGGUAGAAGAGCCAACGAAAAAACGAGUUAUAGAAGGAAAUAAUUCUGCAGUUGAGCAAGAUCAUGCAGAAAUUUCUGCCAAAACAGAACAUGCAUCAGCUCAGCAGGAAAACAGCUCGGUGUGUACGGAGUCAUCUGCCAAAUCAGAGAGUGGUGGGAACUCCACUCGGAGCUCUGGCACCUCCGAUCAGAGUAGCUCGACAAGUGAUGGCGAUCGGUCUGCUUCCAGCCAGAGCAGCAUUUCCUCUCAGGUAACAGCAGCAGGGUCUGGAAAGGCUUCUGAGCCAGAAGCCCCAGAUAAACAGGGUGCAGCGUCGAUUGUUUCUUCCUUGUUGAAAUCCAGUGUGAAUAGUCAUGUGACCCAGUCCCCUGAUUCCAGUCAACAAAGUGGAUCACCUAAAAAGAGCGCUCUGGAAGGCUCUUCCGUCUCAGCUUCUCCAAGCAUCUCCGAGGUUGAGGUGCCCUUGUUGGGCUCCUCGGGAAGCGCAGAAGAAAUAGAGUUGCCACUGUUGUCUUCUAAACCUAGUUCAGAGACAGCUUCAGGUGGGUUAACUCCCAAAACCAGUUCAGAGGCAAAUGUUUCAUCGUCGGUUUCGAAAAACAGUUCCUCAUCAGGCACAUCCUUACUAACUCCCAAGAGCAGCACAUCAGUAACUACGUCAAUGCUGACUUCCAAAAGCACUUCGCAGGUAGCUGCAUCGCUAUUAGCUUCUAAGAACAGCCCACAGACCAGUGGGUCUCUCGUUUCCAAAAGCACUUCGUUGGCAGGUGUGUCCCAACUGGCUUCUAAGAGUAGUUCUCAGACUAGCACAUCCCAGUUGCCUUCUAAAAGUACUUCCCAGUCUAGUGAGAGUUCUGUCAGAUUCUCUUGUUGCAAGUUAACCAAUGAAGAUGUGAAACAGAAGCAACCUUUUUUCAAUCGACUGUAUAAAACAGUGGCAUGGAAGUUGGUAGCUGUUGGUGGCUUUAGUCCCAAUGUGAAUCACGGAGAGCUCUUAAACGCAGCUAUUGAGGCUCUGAAAGCAACACUGGAUGUGUUUUUUGUCCCGCUAAAAGAACUGGCAGAUCUGCCUCAGAGUAAGAGCUCUCAAGAAAGUAUUGUUUGUGAACUGAGAUGCAAGUCUGUGUAUUUGGGCACUGGAUGUGGAAAAAGCAAAGAAAAUGCAAAAGCAGUGGCAUCAAGAGAAGCAUUGAAGGUAUUUCUCAAGAAAAAGGUGGUAGUAAAAAUAUGUAAAAGGAAGUACAGAGGCAGUGAAAUAGAAGACCUAGUGCUCCUCGAUGAAGAAUCAAGGCCUGUCAACUUACCUCCAGCAUUGAAACAUCCUCAAGAAUUACUAUAAUACAUGCAAAGUAUCACCGCAUACAGUAUCUGGUAUUGGAAGAGAAAAACUGACUUUUGUAUAAUAUAAACACAGGCUUUCACAAAUUUUGUAUUGCUUUUUUCCAGUUUUGCAGAAAAUUUACAUUCUAGUUCUCUUCACACAGUAGAAGUUGUAAAUAACUUAUGAAUGACAGUACACAUUAAAAGAUAAGCAAUAACAGCAUACCAGUAUGCUGUUUUAUUUGCUGAGGGAAAUACUGUCUUCUAUUUUUAAUGAUGCAUUAGGUACGGUGUGUAGUUCUGUAGAGUCUUAAAACUUUUGUACUGCUUUUGAUUUGGUGAGAAUAUAUUGUCUACCAUGCUUUUUUUUCCCCCCUAGUGUAAUAAACCUCCCACAUCAAGAAAAGGGGACCAUAGUAUUUGAAAGUCUGAAGCUUAAGGUUUUAAGAAUGUUGCCCAUAAUGUUGAACGUGUCUGUUAAAUAAUAAAAGGAAAAAUAGUUGCCUCAGACUAUUUUUAUGAGGAGUUGUAAGCAUUUUUUUAGAUAUAAAGUACUUAAGGUUAUUUUAUUCUGAGGUUGUUUAAAAUUCAUGCUUUUGACCACUGCAGAUUCUUUAAGUGGGUUAAUAAUUUAUGUUUUGAGGUAAAAUACAAUUUACACUUUUUCUUAAGACAUAAAUGUGGGUUUCUAUAUUAAACAUAUUUUGUGACUACUGCUAUUAACAGAUUGAUUUGUUUAGAUAUUAAAUGCUUUAAGCUAUUUUACCUUUUCAA
Molecule: messenger RNA, 2642 nt
Organism: Myotis myotis
Lineage: Eukaryota; Metazoa; Chordata; Mammalia; Chiroptera; Vespertilionidae
Gene: CDKN2AIP
Product: CDKN2A interacting protein
Exons: 3
Coding region: 133-1887 (584 amino acids)
Cellular component (GO): nucleoplasm; nucleolus
Source: RefSeq, a predicted model, not a curated record